AUGGACCGCAGCCUGGACGAGAUCAUCGCUGAAGACACGCGCAACCCCGGUCGCCCCUCUGGUGGCCGCCGCAACAACAACCCGGGCCGUCGUCGUGACCGUGAUGGCGUUAGAAAGCCAUACACUCAAGACCGCGUUGACUUGAACCUCGACUGGGUUCAUGAUAAGUUCGACGAUGACCGAUCCCGCCCUUCCCAUGUCUCCCGCCGAGGCCGUGAUGGACCCGGCUCUGACCGCACCUCCACAUUGACCAAAGUCCGUGUGGAAAACCUCCACUACGACAUUACCCAGGCCGACCUUGAGGAUCUCUUCGGCCGCAUUGGACCCGUUUCUGACCUCUCUCUUUCUUACGACCGCGCUGGACGCUCCGAAGGCGUCGCUCACAUCACAUACGCCCGCCUGAAGGAUGCGCACACCUCAAUCCAAGAGUUCGACGGUGCCAAUGCCAAAGGCCAGCCAAUUCGUCUUUCCCUCGUUCCCGGCCGCCGAGAGCGCAACCCGUUCGAUAGUGUGCAGCACCCCAAGUCCAGCCUCUUUGACCGCGUGGAGCGUCCCCGUGAUGGCCGCAGCUUGAGCCCCCGAUCCGACGACGAGGGUGGCCGACGCCGUCGUGGUGGUGGCCGUCACCGCAGCGAUGUCACCAAGCCUGCCCCUGAACACAUUGACCGCUAUGUCCCCGGCGAGCACUCUCAGCGCUCUGGACGUUCCCCUCGCCGGAAUGGAGGAGGCCGACGCAACGGGCGGGAACCCCGCUCUCAACCCACCGAUGGAUCGAACCGUCGCUCGAACGCUCGCCCUCGCAAGACCCAGGAAGAGCUGGACCAAGAGAUGGAGGACUACUGGGGUACUGCCGGUGGUGGCGACCAAGAGGCUGCCCCUGUUCAGGAUGCCCCCCAGCAAGCUGCUCCGGCUACCAGCGCACCUGUCGCCGACCACGAUAUCGACAUGAUCGAGUAA
Messenger RNA from Penicillium canescens, 957 nucleotides. Its product is annotated as putative RNA binding protein. Bases 1 to 957 code for a protein of 318 amino acids. NCBI's taxonomy places the organism in Eukaryota, Fungi, Ascomycota, Eurotiomycetes, Eurotiales, Aspergillaceae. The record is from RefSeq and is a predicted model, not a curated record. Gene Ontology annotation, biological process: mRNA export from nucleus. Gene Ontology annotation, molecular function: mRNA binding. The transcript is spliced from 7 exons. Gene Ontology annotation, cellular component: nucleus.